Xenopus laevis (African clawed frog) is the source of this 1242-nucleotide messenger RNA. RefSeq lists its product as uncharacterized. The transcript has 3 exons. The coding region runs from base 29 to 901 and encodes 290 amino acids. The record is from RefSeq and is a predicted model, not a curated record. Lineage: Eukaryota; Metazoa; Chordata; Amphibia; Anura; Pipidae.
GUGCUGGUUUGGAAGGGUUUUUAAGGGGAUGCACAGUAAAAUAAUUCAGCUGCAUAGUGGAGAAGACAUGGAGGAACAGAGCAGCAGAAGAAAGCCUACUUAUGAGGAAGACAGUGCAAGGAGAAAGGCUACUGCUAUGUCCAAACAGGAGAUGGUGUACAUGGUGUCCAUCCUGGAAAAAAAAGAUUAUGACUGCAAAGAGGCAGAGUAUUCAAGGCCGAAUACUAGGAAAAAUAAUAUCUUGGACAUAAUCAUCCAAGGGCUUCAUAAGAAGUUUGAAAUAACCAGAUCAAAAGACCAGCUUCGUAAAAGAUGGUCAGAUUUGAAGUUGAGAGAGCGAGAACAACUUCUAAGCAUUAGAAGGAUAAUUAAAAAAAAACAAAAGCGUAAAAAGUUACUUUGGACCAGAAAAUAUUCUAGAGGAGGUGCCUCUUCUUCUGUGGGGAAGGCUGAUCUGCCAGAGUCAGAGGAUUGUGAGAAGGAUGACAGGGAGGGGAAUAAUGACUUGGAUGACACUGCCCACAAGAGCCAGGAAACAGAAAGCUAUGAGCCAGAAAUACAAUGGCAGACCAUUGAUCCACUUGAGCAGUCAAAAACCUAUGCAGCCUCUGAUGCAACAAAAAAUCCAGUGGAACAGUUGAGUGACACGUCUCCUAGCAGCCCAUGCAUCCUACUAACCAGUACAGGUCUAAGCUGUGUCAGAAUUCUGGUAAUGCAGGGAAAGCAGCUCAGACGUGCAGUGGGUCGACCGGGAAGAUACAGGGAGGAUUCAAGACCUCAAGGCUGGGGGAAAUCGAGAGCAGCCCCCACAGGCCAGCAGAUUAUCCCUGUACCAGUAGCGCAGGUUCCCCCAAUUCCCAGGGGUCCCCCAGCAGCUUUGCAUCAGCAACCCCCCCCCUAGCAGCCCCAGCCAGCCCAGCAGUUAUGGCAACCUUUCCCCACAAAGGUCCAGCAGCAGGCAGGGGCCACGUCACCACUGCAGCCCAGGGCAGCUAGGGGGGAGGCUCUCCUGUCCAGCGUGAGGGCACUCGCGCAGAGCGCCAGAGCAGGUGCCUACUUGGAUCGCGAAAACUAUAGUGAGAUGACGGUCGGGACCGGACAUGAGGAAGGGACCAGCGGAAGGUAAGCGACCACUUUCCCCACCUCAUUAAGGCCCUCACAGACAGCCUUGGGACAGGCAGCAGCACAGCCACAACAGGAGCCCAAGCACGCACCUUACCACACCCAGGGCCAGAACUAGGG